CUGGGCGGGGCUGAUAGAUGAACAAUAACAUCAUGACCUCAUAGAGAGAAUACGCAAGCAGGGGAGUAACUGAGACAUACUAAUGGAGAGGGCUGGCCUUCACACAGAGCGAGAGAGAGAGAGAGAGAGAGAGAGAGAGAGAGAGGGGGAAGAUAUAGCUUAUGCUUAGAAGAGACUACAGCAUUGCACCAACCCCAAAGGAGGCUCUCUUCACUGAGGAUUUUGGAAGAAUUGCCUUUCUCUUCCAUUACAUCCAUCCAUUUUCCUUCCUUUUUCCAGCAUUACCCACUGGCAGCGAUACACACUCCCUGCACCAGGCUGUUCUUCCGGGCAUGCUACUUAAGCCCAAGUAUGGCCGCUUUCGCAACGACUCUGUGACCUCCUCAGACGACCUGAUACAGAGCUUAGCCAUGAGCGGGAAGGUGGUAGCCACAGCAGUGGCUCCUUCUUCAGUACCAAACUCACCAGUACCACCUUUGGAGCCCACCAUCCUCACCCCACCCUUAGUCCAGGCGUUGGCUGAGUCUCCUGGCCUGGAUGGCGAACAGGACAGUGCCACCACCUUCUGCAUGUUAAUCCCCAAGAUGCCCCAGUGGAAGUUCUCCAACUCGCUGCUGAGCUGCAGCCCUUCUAGCAGUGCUAGUUCCAGCUCCAGUAAGGAUUCUAGCAAAACCUCCAUCGCUAAGGCAUCCCCAGCCACCUCAAGUAUAGCUGCAACCUCCAGUGGUCCCAUGACCAGCCUCGCUGCUGCACUUAACUCCUGUGACCCUGUCUGUAUGGGUCCCUGUUCCCUGCAGGCUGUGAGCAGACAGAGGGUUGUUGUAGGCACAGCUAGUCCCAGUGGCUUUGGAGGUACAGAGACAGCAGAGGGGAAUCCAAGCAGUGCUGGGAGCUACCGCACAGGCAUAAACCGCAGGACCAGGGUGGAGGGAAUAUGGCUUGGUGGAGAAGACCUUAGCCAAAAAGCGAAUUUCAUCCAUAGGCCUUCGCAGGGCUGGCUGCACCCAGACAACAAAAUAAGCAGCACAGGGGCCUCCUUCAUUGUCAAGUAUCUAGGCUGUAUUGAGGUGCUUAAAUCAAUGCGUUCACUGGACUUCACCACCAGAACACAGGUGACAAGGGAGGCUAUCAACAGACUGUGUGAAAUAGUUCCAGGAGGGAAAGGCGUGUGGAAGAAGAAGGCUGCCAACAAGGCUCUUCAUGCCGUCAUGGGAAAGAGUAACUUGCAUUUUGCUGGCAUGCGUAUUGCUAUCAACAUCUCAAUAGAGGGGCUGAAUUUGCUUGACCCCACCACGCGACAGGUGAUAGCACAUCACCCUAUGCAGUCCAUCUCCUUUGCUUCUGGAGGAGACACGGAUACACCUGAUUAUGUUGCAUAUGUGGCCAAAGAUCCUGUCAAUCAAAGAGCAUGUCAUAUUCUGGAGUGCUGUGCAAACCUUGCACAGAGCAUUAUCAGUACGAUCGGCCAAGCCUUCGAGUUGCAAUUCAAACAGUACCUGCACAGCCCACCCAAAGCCAUACCCAGCCAGGAAAGGAAUGUAAGGACAGAAGAGUCAGCGUGGGAUGAAGAUGACAUGUUUUUGGAACAUGAUUACUACAACAGCAUACCAGGAAAAGAACCUCCACUGGGAGGAGUAGUGGACUCGAGACUCAAGACACCAGCGGCCUUGCUGGGCCACAUCCACUGCCUGCCGCAGAGCAAAGCAGCACAGCCUGGAUCUACAGCUAGGAGAGACAUGGCCUCACUACCUGCAGCUCAGCUGUGUUAUGAAGUGCAUUGGGACACGGAGAACUGCAGUAGCUCAAGUGUGACAUCUGAUGGGUAUUUGAGAGCAGAUGGACAUCCUACUAGUAGCCAGGAUUAUGAGGAGCACUUAUAUGUGAAUACACUGAAUCUGAACAACACAAGACCAUCAUCAGAUGCACAGGAAGAACGCAGCCCUGAGAGCCCCAAAAAAGACAUCUUUGAUAUGAGACCUUUUGAAGAUGCACUGCGUCUGCAUGAGGCUGGUAGUGUGUGUUUGCUGGAGGACAAGUGGCCAAGUCCCCCACAUCGCAGAGCCCCUAUAGCCCCUACUGAGGAGCAGCUCUGUCAAGAAGCCUGGUAUCAUGGGCGAAUGAGCCGCCGUGAUGCAGAGAAGCUACUGAUCCAUGAUGGAGAUUUCCUAGUACGGGACAGUUCCACUAACCCAGGCCAGUACGUACUGACAGGGAUGCACUGCGGCCUGCCGAAACACUUGCUCCUGGUGGACCCAGAGGGAGUGGUACGCACUAAAGACAUGCUGUUUGAGAGCAUCAGUCACCUGAUCAACUAUCACCUGAGUAACAAGCUGCCCAUUGUAGCAGCUGAGAGUGAGCUUCAUCUCCAGCAGGUGGUGUACAGAAAGCAGUUACCACCAAUCAAACAAGUGUAAGUGUGUCAAGAAUAAAAGACAACACUUGCACAUGCCUAUCUUCACAUAAAGAACAAAUAGUGGUACAAUUAGUUUGUAUUAAUAACAGACAUUCCAUCCUUUAAUGACACACUGUAAAUUAGUAAAAUUGCCCCCAGGUUUCAAAAAGGGUAUGAAUUAGUGUGCGCGUGGUGGCCAGCAAUGGACUGGCAUCCCAUCCAGAGUGCAUUAUAUUCCCACCUCCCAACUAGUGCUCCCAAGCUCCGGCUCCACCGCAGUCCUGACUAGGAUAUAGCAGUUACUGACAGUGAAUGAGUGUAAAUUAGUAUGAAUCCUGUUAUUACUCUCAGGUUAUAAAUGAAGCUAGGCAUCAUUGCAGCCAUCCCUGGGUCCCUACACCUUUGCCUUAAACACAGAUUCUAAACUUUUAUUGAACAUUAGUAUGUGUGAAUGAAACUAAGUUUCCAUCAGCACCUCACACACAGCUGUCAGCAGAAUUCAGAAGUAUAUGAAUACUUAGAAAGUGCUGGAAUUAAAUUAUACCAAAAAGGCACAAGAUUUUUACUGUGUUUUGCUGUAAGAAUUUUUCUCAGGAUGCAGUGUUGCAGUGCUGUUUUUUUAUGUUUAUUUCUUUACACCAAAUGGUCCAUUGAACUCAUAGAUUUAGGUAGAAUGUUAAAGAAAUUCUUUGAAGGGACUCAAUUACCCACAGAUGUAUUCAUAGUAGUAGUUUAAAGUAUUUAAAGGAGUUAUUUGCCCUCUUCAACAUUUUAGCCAUUUUUUGAAAGGGCAAUGAAGUGAAAUGAAAUUAAAUUUAAUACAAACAAUAAUAUUAAAGUUCAGAUGGCCCUUGAUAUCUUUCCUUCUCCAGCUGGAAAAUCACCAUUUACCUACAGUGUGUUGUUUGACACAAGUAGUUGUACUUUAUGACAGUUACAACCUGCAUAAAUGUAAGCUUUCAGUUGAUUUUGCUUACUGUCCUUGGCAUACCUCUUGAAAACUCAAAGAAAAAGCAACAGAGAACAAACAUCUGUUACCAAAAUUUUAUGGCAAUCGAGAACCUUGUUCUUUGCUCAGAAUGACUGUAUAGCAGGCUAAUGCUAUAAAGCUAUCUUAAAAACACAAAGCUUAAAUAAAGAGCGUAUGACAAAAUACACAAGUGUGGUUUCCAAGACGUUGCAUACUUGUUAAAUAUAAGCCAGAUACAGUGGGUAGUUUAUUUCGGUGUGUGGCACACUGCAGAUAUGAAUAUGAGCUUGGCCAUCAAAAUGACUCUGAACAGCGAAAGCAGGCCACUAUGGGCUCAGCUACAGUUAUGCCUAACUUUCUGUAACAGCUAUAGCUGUUUCUAAUUUUGUUUGUUUAUUUUGUCUAUUGAGUUGGAGAGAUGCAAAAUAUAAAUAUCAAUUAUUGUUUGCUCAGAUGUUAUUAUUGCUUUAUUAGAUGUAUAAAUGGAUAUUUUGGAGGUGGCAUUGUGAGAUGUAUGUCCAGUUGUGAAAGGCAUGUUCUAUUUAUUUUUUCUAUUAUUAAGAUCAUCCAUUAAAUGACACAUCUGAAUUAUUUCAAGCAUUAUAAUUAAAAGCAUAACAAACAAAAAAUAGUACAGUAUACCUUUAGUUUCACUCUCCACAGGUACCACUUUUCUUUUCAGGUCUAUUUUCCAUAGGAAUCAAUGUGGAUGAUAAUUCUGGCAGAAUAAGUGGCACUGCAUGCGAUUUAAAUGCCAGUUUGUCAUGAAUCUGUUCAGCAGCUCUCUAAGCAUAUUUAUGUAUCCUUUGAAGCCUAAAUAAAACUAUUUUUUUGUCUGAUUUAUUUGUCACCUACUAUCACUAAUAGGAGUAUUGUGAGUAUCAUUAUUGAGGCAUGUGGUUCAAUAAAGUAUUGCUGAGCAGUAUGUGAAUAAAGUAUGGCUAAGCUGAAAGCAUGAUUCUUUGAAAAAAGGUGUGUUGAGAAUACAACAUAAAACAAAGGCAACCUGAGUAAACACACAAUACAGUUUUUAUUUAUUUAUGGUUUUUUAUUGAAGCAAAAAAAACAAAAACAAAAGUUAUCCAACACCUAUCACCAAUGUGAAAAACGAAUUGCUCCCAUAAAAUUAAAAUCUGGUUGUGCCACCGUUAGCAGCAAUAACUGCAACCAAACACUUCUGAUAAGUGGAGAUCAGUGUUUCACUUACUUCUAGGACUAGGACUUACUCCUAUACUUUGGAUCAUCGUCUUGCUGCAUAAUCCAGUUGUGCUUGAGUUUCAACUUAUGGACUGAAUGUAACAGGACCCCUGUCUUCCAAACAGUUCAUUUUCAGCUCAUCAGUCCACAGAAUAUUCUCCCAAAAGGUUUGAGGAUCAUCAAGGUGUGUUUUAGCAAAAUUCAGACGAGCCUUAAUGUUCUUCUGGGUUAGCAGCUGUUUUCACCUCGCCAAUCUUCCAUGGAAGCCAUUUUUGCCCAGUGUCUUUCUGAUAAUGGAGUCAUGAACAGUGACCGUUAUUGAUGCAAGAGAGGUCUGUAGGUCUUUUGAUGUUGUCUGUGGCUCUUUUGUGACUUCCUGGAUGAGUAGUUGCUGUGCUCUUGGAGGAGUUAUGGAGGCCCGCCACUUCUGGGCCAAGUUUUUCCAUUUGGAGAUAAUGGCUCUCGCUGUGGUUCUUUGGAGUCCCAGAGCCUUUGAAAUAGCUUUGUAACCCUUCCCAGACUGAUGUAUUUCAAUCACCUUCUUCCUCAUCAUUUCUGGAAUUUCUUUUAACUUUGGUAUAGUGUAUUACUGGCUAAGACCUUUUAACCAACUUCAUGCAGUUGAAAAAGUUCUAUUUAAGUGUUGAUUUGAUUGAACAGGGUUUGCAGUAAUCAGACCUGGUUGUGUCUACUCUAGCUGAACCCCAUUAUGAAUGCAAUUUCAUAGAUCUGGGGAAUUAGUA
Molecule: messenger RNA, 5302 nt
Organism: Ictalurus furcatus (blue catfish)
Lineage: Eukaryota; Metazoa; Chordata; Actinopteri; Siluriformes; Ictaluridae
Gene: shc2
Product: SHC (Src homology 2 domain containing) transforming protein 2
Exons: 12
Coding region: 162-2414 (750 amino acids)
Biological process (GO): cell surface receptor protein tyrosine kinase signaling pathway; intracellular signal transduction
Cellular component (GO): plasma membrane
Molecular function (GO): receptor tyrosine kinase binding
Source: RefSeq, a predicted model, not a curated record